Messenger RNA from Tuber aestivum (summer truffle), 271 nucleotides. The record is from the annotation of a GenBank genome assembly. NCBI's taxonomy places the organism in Eukaryota, Fungi, Ascomycota, Pezizomycetes, Pezizales, Tuberaceae.
AUGGUUAUCUUUGCAGAUAGACUUGGCGGCAUCGCCGUCACAAAUCUGCCACUUUUGUAUUUGAUGGCUGCCAAGAACUACCCGUUGAAGAAAUUCACGGCUUGGUCGUAUGAGCAGCCGAACACUAUGGAUAGAGCUGUUGGAAGAGUCUGUGUUGUUACUGCUAUUGGGCACUUUGGCAUCUUUGCCUACGUUUGGUCCCCAACGUUGGUAUGCUUUCCAUCCUAAGCCUGGAAAUGAUCGUCUCAACGUCCUGGCACCCCUCAGGUAA